GCUGGGCCCAAGAACCUCGAUGGAGAGAACAUCGAGGAGCAGAGGCAAAACAAGAAAAAACCAAAGGGAGACCAUAUUUCAGGAAAUACCAUUACUAUGAAACACAAAGACAAGUGGAAUUCAUGGAGGAAAGGAAUAAGAUUCUGACUAGUUAUCUUCUUUUUAUACCAACUGAAAGAUCUGACCGUGAAGGACCAAUAAGAGGCUGUGGUGGAGGAAGAGGUAGAAUGAGAGGUAGAGGAAGAGGUGGAGUCUUUAGAAGUUUUGAUGCCUUUCAAGGAAGACGUGGAUUUGGAAGACAAAGUGAUAAUGAUAAAAGUGGGACGAGACAGACUGCACCUGUGGAAGAGACUGAAGAAACUGCUGAGCAGCCAGGGAGAUCUAAAAGAGGGCCACUGAACAAAGUUGCUGAAGGACAGCCAGUGGAAGAAGUAGUUCAAGAAAUGACCUUAGAUGAGUGGAAAAAUCUUCAGCAACAGAAUCGACCAAAGGCUGAAUUCAACAUCCGGAAGCCAGAAUCCACUGUUCCUCCCAAAGCAGUGGUGAUUCACGAGUCAAAAUAUAGAAAUAAUUUGCAAAAAGGUGUUGAAGGUGAUUCUCAUGUCUUCCGAAGACCAGCGAAUGAUAUAACACGUCAGCUGAAUAUUAAUUUUGGGAGUCUUUCUCACUGUGACCGUGGAUCAAGAAGAGGACAAGUUGUUUGUGGCAAUCCAGCAGAAGGGGCAGAACUGAGACCAAAAGUGCAGCCUGCUGCUCCAAAUCCUGAUGAUCUUGAGGAUUUCCCAGCUUUAGCUUGA
This is a messenger RNA of Acanthisitta chloris (rifleman), 797 nucleotides long. It is a transcript of the gene HABP4, whose product is annotated as hyaluronan binding protein 4. The record is from RefSeq and is a predicted model, not a curated record. Gene Ontology annotation, molecular function: RNA binding. The annotation marks the transcript as partial. The transcript has 6 exons. Gene Ontology annotation, biological process: positive regulation of translational initiation; positive regulation of RNA splicing. Lineage: Eukaryota; Metazoa; Chordata; Aves; Passeriformes; Acanthisittidae. Gene Ontology annotation, cellular component: nucleus; cytoplasm.